AUAUUCAAGAUCAUUUCCCCCCCAGUUUAGAUCAGAUGUGUUUUCGAAGUGUUCCUCUAAUUUUUUUGAGCAGUGUUUAUACUUAUAUGUAUAUAUGUUUGUUAAUUUAAUUAAAAAAAAAAAAAAGCUACAGAGUGCCUCUCUGCCCGUGCCGUUGGAGGUUAUCCACACUUUGGGAUCCGCUAUCCCGGCUGGACGACCACUGCAGCCGACUUUAUGUCUCCGCCUCCGCCUUUCAACAACAACAACAACAGAGCAGCGAUCUCAGCUUGCCAGCCUCUCUGGUCCCCGAAGCCCCAUCCACGUCCAGCCUAUCGCCAAUCUCCUAAAACCGAACUCCAUUACCUGAAGUCAACACUAAUUUAAUCAAGAAACGCCAACAUGUUCACCUCCACUCGACCAGUGAAAAAGUAGUUCCAUUUUUGAAGUCCAACAGGCGGGAGUUAGCUUUGCUUUGGAAGUUUUUCCACCCCAUUUUUUUUUCUAAGCCGGGAAAGCACAGGCCUGGAGGAAAGGACAGUUAUAUGAUGUGGAUUUGGUACAUUCUACUCGGCUCAAGAACAGUUGAGAGCCAGCUGCUCCCAGGGAAUAACUUCACCACAGAGUGCAACAUCCCUGGAAACUUCAUGUGUGGAGAUGGAAAGUGUGUCCCAGGAGGGUGGCAGUGUGACGGAUUGCCUGAUUGCUUUGACAAGAGUGACGAGAAAGGCUGCCCUAAAAUCAAAUCAAAGUGUGCCCCUACAUUCUUUGCCUGUGCAAAUGGGGUCCACUGCAUCAUUGGACGCUUCCGAUGUAAUGGCUUCAGUGACUGUCCUGAUGGGAGUGAUGAAGAAAACUGCACAGGCAACCCCUUGGUGUGCUCUGAGAUGCGCUUCAAGUGUCGAAAUGGGCGCUGUGUAGACCGUAGCUUCUUGUGUAACGGUCAGGACAACUGCCAGGAUAACAGCGACGAGGAGCUUUGCCUAAGUACAGCAGAAGCUCCUGGUCAGGACUUUGUGACACUGGACUACCGUCUGCGGUACUACCCCAGCAUCACCUAUGCCGUCAUUGGUAGUGCCGUCAUCUUCGUGUUGGUUGUGGCAUUGUUGGCCUUGGUGCUCCAUCACCAGAGGAAGAGGAGUGUCCUGCUGCCCACUGGUAUAAGAGGAUCCAUGCACCACCAUCAACCGUUACUAUUGUCCCGUUUGGUCAUCUUGGAUCGAGGCCACAUGCAUCCCGCUGGUCUUUCUCCUGGUUCCCCUUCCGCAGCUGAUGAGUACAGCUCAGCUCCUCAAACAAUGCAACUCCUUUCUGAAACCCUUUGUCCAGCUGGGCUCUCUGUGGAAACGCCUCCAUCAUAUUCACAGGCUGUUCUCGAUGUCAGUCGGCCUCCCUGGUUUGAUCUUCCUCCUCCUCCUUACCGCCCAGACGGGGAAGCAGCUUCAGAGGGCGACUUGCCUCAUUACGAAAGCCACCGUGCAUCUCCCACACUCAGAACUACGUCCUUGAGCGCUCAGCCCAGUUCAAACUCAAGACAGGUGUCGGAUCAGCUCUAGCGUCUGUCUGGUCGACAGUUAACGACUGCAGGUCUGCACAAAGCAGCACAUUCCACAGUGCAGACCUGCUGAGGACACAAGACUGAACAACUCCAUUCAGAGUUGAGACUUGUAUUCUGGCUCCCCCUGCUGGACUUUUUGAAGAGCUACAUUUGCUUUAUUUCAGAAUGAGUCAUCACUUCAGAUGAAUUUGGCCCCUCUGAAGAAAUACUACCUAUUAUCUACUCAAGCAGUGACCACAGCCUUAGAUAAUUAUCUAAAGGAAGAGUGUGUUAAAGGGUGCCGCUUAGAUUAUAUUUGCAUUGUGCAGAACAGUACCUGGCGACCCGGCCUAUGAGUCUUUGACGUCCUGAUGUAUCAGACGUUUCAAUGCUUAUUGUUUCAUUGCAAUGUUAGGAGGCUACACUGGCACUUUUUCAUCACAACAACUUACCCUUUUCUUACAGCUAAAGAAUGCCAAACUGGGAUUUUUGAAAAGUUCAAAUAUUUUGGAGCAAAAAAAGGUAUAACUGGAUUAAUACUAAUACUCACCCCUAUUUGGUUUGAAAUGUUUUCCAUGGUGCCUUCAAAUGCAGCCCCUGAAUGGAGAUGUAGCUACUUGUCAGCAGAAUGUGUACAAUAUGUGUUGGUAAAACACUUUGGUGGCACAUCUGUAAUAUAUUCCAUAAUGGGAUUUUAUUUUUUACUCUGUAGAAGCUAUAAGAUACUCAAAUACAAGACAAAAGUACAAAACAUUUUGAUAUCUUAUGCCUUUCAGAAUCCUGUGAGUUUUAGCAUCUUUGAAUUGUUGCUUUACUUGCUGAAGUUUAUACACUUCACGGAAAUCCAAUUCAAUGUUAAGCUUACUGUCGUAAGAAUGUGUUAGAUGCGCAAGUGGCAGUCAUUUUAGUGGUACUUUAAAUUAGCACAUAAGCGUUGCAAUGUUUGGAGGAAUUUGGGGUGUAUUUUACAGUUUUUCCGUUGAUACUUGAUAUAUCAGUUGUUAUUUGAUAUAUACGUAUAUAUACUGUAUUUCAGAUACACAGUGUGAAGGGGACCAUCUAGAUUUCAAGUUAGUUCGAUAGGUUAAGCAACAUUUAGUUCAUCAGGUAGCAUAGUUUAGCCACUCCAGUACAUUGAUGUCAUUUCCUGCAAACUGGAAGUUAGUAAUAUGUUGGAUAUUUAACGUACAGGAUGGAUUAUCAUGAAAACGUUAAUAUGCAAUAGUGGAAAAUGCACAUGCCAGAUGAUCCGCAAGGUCUGGCGCUGCUUGGAAGCUAAUUUCUGUCCAAUAUUUAAUACCUAAAUAGUUUUACCGCUGUGGUUUUUGUGGUCGUGCAACUGUGGACCAGCUUCAUACCCUUAAUGAUGUGCAUGGUUUGCCAAAACAGUCUACGUGUGUUUUGUGGACUUGGAGAAGGUAUUCAACCGUGUACCUUGAGGAAACCUGUGUGGGGGGGGGUAUUCCCGGAGUAUGGGGUAUUGGACUGCUUGAUCUGGGAAGUUUCCUCCCUGUGCGACCAGGAACUACCUGUAUGGCCGGUGCCGGAGCUUGGUCUGCAUUGCCGGCAGCCAGACUUGUUUCCAGUGAUGUUGGAGUCCGCCAGGGCUUCCCCUUCGUCACCGAUUCUGUUCAUGACUUUAAUGGACAGAAUUUUUAGGCACAGCCUGGGCGUUGAGUGGACUGGGUCUCUGCUUUUUGCAGAUGAUGUAUCCCUGCUUGCUUCAUUGGGCCGGAAUCUUCAACUCUCACUGGAUUAGUUCGCAACCGAGUGUGAAGCGGCCGGGAUGAGAAUCAGCACCUCCUAGUCCGAGUCAGUGGUUCUCGCCCAGAAAAGGGUGGAGUGCCUUCUGCAGACUGGGGAUGAGAUCCUGCCCCAGGUGGAGAAGUUCAAGUACCUUGGGGUCUUGGUCGCGAGUGAGGGAAGGAUGGAUUGCGAGAUCAAGGGGCCGAUUGGUGCAGCGUCUACAGUGAUGCAGACUCUGCAUCGGUCUGCUGUGGUGAAGAGGGAGCUGAGUCAAAGCUCUCAAUUUCCUGGUUGAUCUACGUUCCUAUCCUCACACAUGGUCAUUAGCUUUGGGUAGCGACCGAAAGGACAAGGUCGAUGGGUACAAGUGGUUGAAAUGAGUUUCCUCUGUAGGAUGGCUGGGCUGUCCCUUUGUGAUAAGAUGAAGAGCGCUGUCAUCCGGGAGAAACUCAGAGCCGAGCCACUUCUCCUCUGCAUUGAGAGGAGCCAGAUGAGGCGGCAUGAGCAUCUGGUCAGGAUGCCACCUGGACGCCUCCGUGGUGAGGAGAUCAGAGCAGGAGGCCUUGAGGAAGACCCAGGACAUGUUGGAGAGACUAUGCCUCUCAACUGGCCUAGGAACGCGUAGGGAUCCUCCAGGAGGAACCUGGACGGAGAAGCCAGGGAUCGGGAAGUCUGGGGCUUCUCUGCUUAGGCUGCCUGCCUCGUGGACCUAAAACCGGAUAAGCGGAAGAUGAUGGAUGGAUGGAUGGAUGGAUGGAUGGAUGGAUGGAUGGAUGGAUGGAUGGAUAGAUGGAUAGUUUUACCUUUGUCAUUUUGUCAACAAAUGAUCAUUUUGACUCAUGUAGCAAAGCAAAACUUUUUUUCUGUAGCUGUAAAUGUGUGUACAUUUAUUUGGGUAACAUUGUCUGUAGUAUUGACGGUGUUCCAGUGAAAUCAAUAACUGAAGGUUCUGUUUUUAAGUUUGUAUGUUUUUUCUUAUCUUUUGUUUGCUUCAGCCCUGGGAAUCAAAAAAUCCCAUUUAGUUUAUUGGCAUUCAAAACAAAAAAAUCUUCAACCGAAGGUAAUGAAUAUCUUUGCCCACCAGCCAAGUAUGUGACACAUCUAUGGCCACUUUUGUUAAAAAACAAAUACAAACCUUGGUACACUAUUUGCCGAAAACUGGAAGCAUUUCUCAGGAUGGUAUUUCAUGCUGAUAAUGUACGUCAUGUUUUUACGGGAGAAUCAUAAAGUUUCACAUUUUAUCACUGCGGUACUGUUUUUGACACAACAAUGUUGUAGAUUAAAAUUCUACAGCAUAUUAUUUUGAUCCAUAUCUUCUGUGGACUGGAUUAUUUUUCAAUGUAUUUAUAGCAACAAGGAACAUAAUUUAUCCUGUCAGCAGGUACAACACACUGCCACACAAACCUUAAAAAUAAUACACUUGUACAUGUACUUGCAGUUGUAAUAUGUAUGCUUGUAAAUAACUUCAAUAAAUGGCCUACUGCUG
Dunckerocampus dactyliophorus (ringed pipefish) is the source of this 4748-nucleotide messenger RNA. It is a transcript of the gene ldlrad3, whose product is annotated as low density lipoprotein receptor class A domain containing 3. Gene Ontology annotation, molecular function: protein binding. Bases 525 to 1535 code for a protein of 336 amino acids. The record is from RefSeq and is a predicted model, not a curated record. Lineage: Eukaryota; Metazoa; Chordata; Actinopteri; Syngnathiformes; Syngnathidae. Gene Ontology annotation, cellular component: plasma membrane. The transcript has 6 exons. Gene Ontology annotation, biological process: receptor-mediated endocytosis.